AUGGAUGCCGCUCAGCAUGUCAUUGCCAUCGCCGGUGGACCAGCCUUUGCAGCGGCCACCUUCGUUGUCAGCGCUAAGGCAAACCUUCUCGCCAUGAUACUUCACCAUCUUGUCAUCGACAUUUUCUUGUGGCAAGUCGUUGUUAUACAUGGACCCGAAGCACGGCUGGAGUGCCCAAGAAAUGCUCCACCUUUGCUGGGCGACCUGGUGAACCACAAAGUGGACGUGCACUGGGCAUCAAACCCCCAAAAGCCUUGUUCUUCCGAGCGCGCUCAUUCCUGUGAGGACUACAGCUCAAUGCCAAUAUCUGUGCUGAUUUUGUCCGGAAUGCCCUCGGCUGCGACAAGGCUACGGGACGAGACCUUCGAGUAUAUCUCGCAUCCUGAGUCGGCUCACUACUAUGCCUCCCCCCUCCUUCUUUUCUCCGACGUACCAUCUGGCGUGGACAUCAUCGCCGUCCAUAUCUGCAGAUUACGAUCGAAGCUGGCCAACCCCAGCGACUGA
Penicillium diatomitis is the source of this 504-nucleotide messenger RNA. RefSeq lists its product as uncharacterized. The record is from RefSeq and is a predicted model, not a curated record. The transcript is spliced from 2 exons. NCBI's taxonomy places the organism in Eukaryota, Fungi, Ascomycota, Eurotiomycetes, Eurotiales, Aspergillaceae. Bases 1 to 504 code for a protein of 167 amino acids.